This is a messenger RNA of Acanthoscelides obtectus, 405 nucleotides long. Lineage: Eukaryota; Metazoa; Arthropoda; Insecta; Coleoptera; Chrysomelidae. The record is from the annotation of a GenBank genome assembly.
AUGGACCAGAGGGUCAUUCGUGGGCUACCCAGGGAGAUGUCAGUCAAUGACAUCAAAGAGGAUCUAGUGAGCCAAGGCAUCGCAGACGCCGAGGUUCAGCAGAUGACCUCAAGGACCACCAAGAAGCCACUUCCGCUCUUCCUCGUCAAGACGAAGAUGCCGGAAAAACUUGCAGAGAUCCAGAGGCUGGCCAUGCUCACGGUCAGCUUCGAGAGGAAGAAAAAGUCUUCCGAGCCCAGCCAAUGUUACCGCUGCCAGCGGUACGGGCACACACAGCGGAACUGCCGUCUCGCUGAACGCAACGCUGUGGCAGUGAUGGCGAAGCGGAUGAAGGGGAAGAUUCUGGCGGCCCCCCUUUCGCAAUGGGCAAAACUAGCGGGGGCCAAGUAUGGCUCUUUGGGCUAG